This is a messenger RNA of Botrytis porri, 2203 nucleotides long. RefSeq lists its product as uncharacterized. The transcript is spliced from 3 exons. The coding region runs from base 919 to 1905 and encodes 328 amino acids. NCBI's taxonomy places the organism in Eukaryota, Fungi, Ascomycota, Leotiomycetes, Helotiales, Sclerotiniaceae. Gene Ontology annotation, molecular function: manganese ion binding; arginase activity. Gene Ontology annotation, cellular component: nucleus; cytoplasm; cytosol. The record is from RefSeq and is a predicted model, not a curated record.
GAAUAGUACAGUAGCCAACACAUGAUCUUGGCGCUAAACCUCAAUGGACCCCUCAUUGAUGUGAAAAGCAUAAACAGAAUACCAUAACCACCUUGAAACCUUCUCGCCAUGUUGAGUGAGGAAUGCUAUAUAUGAGGAGAGUUUAGGACUCUCGUUUCUCAUCGUGAAUGACAAUCAAUCAUCUGAAUCAUGAUCCUCUUGGAACUCUCGGACCCCAUUUUUGAGUCAAACCAAGUCAUCGCUAUGGAAUCCAUCUUAUAGCCAAAUUCAAUCACAAUCAAAUGCGUACCGAUCAACAUCACCACAAUGUCAAUGUCACCAUGCCAUGACAUCCGAAUCAUCGAAAGCGUCAGACUUAUUACUCGUUUCCGUGUUACUCCGAACGUUUCUUUACACCUUUACAAAUAUUUUCCUCAUUGGUGCCCCUAAUCUUUUCGAUUUAUCAUGGGAUCUGUCUCAUCUCGUGUAUAUUAUCACUUAGGGGAAACUGUGGACAGGAACUUCCUCUAAGUGUUAGACGCGAUUGUGAGCUCGCGAAUACCUGCGCUUAGGGGUCAAAUUGGGAAAAUUUAGGUGAGAGAAGUGUUAGAGAGUCCUGUAAGCUAAUCUUGGAGGAGCCACCAAUUACUUUAUGAAAAAAGGUAGAAGCGGUUGGAGAGAAAUUCCUUUUUCUACAAAUACCUCAACAUUUCCUUUUCUCUUUCCGUUCUCUUUCUCCUUCAUUUUAAAUUCCAUCUCUCAAUUCACUCCCAAAAAGUGGUUAAUACACAUCUACCCCAAAAAGGCCCUAUCACUACCUCCUCCACCACUAACACACCCUGCUAUCGAUAACUAUCAAGCAAUUAAAACGACUAAUACGUACAAAACUAAACCAACAAUAACCUCAUCUUAUUACACAUUACAACAAAUUCUGUCAAAAUGACUACCACAUCAAUGGUUCAACCAAAGUUCUUAUCAAAGGCUGAUCAACUUGGUGUCGUUGCUGUUGGAUUCUCAGGUGGACAAUGUAAACCAGGAGUUGAUGCCGCACCUUCAGCACUCAUCAAAAGUGGUCUUCUGGAUCAACUCGAAGAGGAAUUAGGAUACAAACUUCACCAUGAUAACACGGUCCAUUCUUACAAGGAAUUAAUCCCUUCUGAGGAUCCAGAUCACCGAAACAUGAAGAACCCUCGCGGAGUCUCUGCAGUCACACAAAAGCUUUCGGAACAAGUUUACGAACAUGCCAAGGAGGGUCGUUGUGUCUUGACUCUCGGUGGUGAUCAUUCUAUUGCCAUUGGUUCAGUAUCAGGAACUGCAAAAGCAAUCCGUGAACGUUUAGGAAGAGAAAUGGCAUUGAUCUGGGUUGAUGCACAUGCCGAUAUCAAUACCCCAGAAACUUCGGGGUCUGGAAAUGUUCACGGUAUGCCCGUUGCAUUCUUAACACGUCUCGCACAAGAAGAGAAGCCAGAGAUCUUUGGAUGGUUAAAGGAUGAACAUAUGGUCAGCGUAAAGAAGAUUGUUUACAUCGGUUUGAGAGAUGUUGAUAGAGGAGAGAAGAAGAUCCUCCGUGAUAAUGGAAUCAAGGCAUUCAGUAUGCAUGACAUCGAUAGACAUGGUAUUGGCAGAGUUAUGGAAAUGGCACUUGGCCAUAUCGGUAACGAUACCCCAAUCCAUCUUUCCUUCGAUGUCGACGCUCUUGAUCCUACAUACGCUCCUUCAACUGGUACACCUGUUCGUGGAGGUUUGACCUUGCGAGAAGGUGAUUACAUUGCCGAGUGCGUUCACGAGACUGGUUCUUUGAUCGCUAUGGAUUUGGUAGAAGUCAACCCUACACUUGAACCUGGUGUCAAUGAUAUUGGAGCACACGAAACUGUUAGAGCUGGAUGCUCUUUGGUUAGAUGUGCUUUGGGUGAGAGCUUGCUAUAAGUUGGUGUUUCGGAUACUGGGAAUAGAUACCUGAAGAGACAUUUGAAAGAAUAUACCCUUAGAUCGAGAUCGGCUAUUUAUACAUUUGGCAUUAGAUUCCUUGGGUGGCCCUGAGAUAAUGGGACUUGAUCUUUCAUUUACGGUUAUACUUCGCAACUCAGAAGGAUAGAGGGGCAGGUGGAUCACUUUUCUUUCACAUGCUUCUGAAGUCAAGAUAGAUGUAUAAAUCAUUGACGAAAUCAAUACAAAAACAUUUCAAAAUCUCCCCGCUCUCCAGAAGUCCACCGCCGAUGAUACA